AUGACAUUUAACCGCACACAGCAUGACGCUGCUGGCUGGUCAUCAAUCGGGAUUGGCACCCAUAUGAACGGAUCCAUCAUUUUCGUUCUAUAUGGAGAUCCAAAUUUGGAAUCGCCUCCGACACUCAGCAUCCGUUCGACAAGCCGCCAUCUCCCACCUGUAAACUUGUCCCUCGGAGACCAGCACCAACACGGAAUUCAUAUAGGUUAUAUUGAAACUUCCUGGGAAUCUUCACACAAGGAGAGCUCAAAAACAGCCGUAGCAAGUUUUGUUUGUUAUGGUUGCAAUGCAUGGUACAAUGCAGAUAGAUCAGCGAUAACUCCAGUCCUACCUUUUAUCUGGGGUAUGAAUACAGACCAAGACUUCUCUAUUGUCGAAUAUGCAGAUGAUGCAGAUUUACUGAUGCACAAUCGUUUCGGUGCUUUUGACCUCGACAUGACGAAAGAGAAAGGCAUCGAACCCAAUCAACUCCCAGCCACCAUCUCAAAUUUUCUCAAACCUUAUCCCCCUGCGUCAGAAGUCGAGGAUGUCCCAGAGGACUACGAAAACUUAAAUCAAGCGCACAACCACUACGACAAUGACAUCUCCGAGAGCGCCAAAACAGUCCCUUACAAACACAAACGAAAAAUAUGGCUACUCCAUGGCCUCCUUCUAGUGGCCUCUUUAUUUUUACUCCUUCCUUUGGGGGCCUUCUUCAUCCGCAGCGGCUCGCCUCACUCCCUGUAUCUACAUCUCAUCCCGCAAAUCCUUGGCUCGAUAUUGGGGCUCGCUGGAAUCACCGUUGGAUUCUUCUUAAGUUCUAAAGUCAGUGUAUGGCACCAGUACAUUGGUAUAGCACUUGGAACUGCCUUGGUUGCUCAGCUAGGAUUAGGACUGCAGCACCACCGUGUAUUCUCACGAUUGAAGAGGAAGACAUGGAUGGGAAGUGUCCACAUUUGGAUCGGAAGAUUCGUUCUUCUGGGAGGCUGGGCGAAUUUUAUUGCAGGCUUAGAUCUUAGUGAUUACACGGUAAACCUGAAAGUUGGAUUCGCUAUCGCCUCUGCCAUCAAUGCGUGUGGACUUAGUUUUUCUAUCUAUAGGCAUGCUAUUGGAGAACCACUUGGAAAUAAUCUCAAAGUUCCUUGGGUUAAAGUGGCAAAAGGUGUCAAAUGGAUAGAUGGUGGGAUCGCAAACUCAGAGUGCUAUUUCGCAUUAAAUGACGAAAACGAUGAUGGUGAGAGCUCAGACGCAGAAACUGUUGGAGACGGGAGAGCAAAGACAGAUGGUAAGGGGGAAAUGGACUGA
This is a messenger RNA of Botrytis sinoallii, 1284 nucleotides long. RefSeq lists its product as uncharacterized. The coding region runs from base 1 to 1284 and encodes 427 amino acids. The record is from RefSeq and is a predicted model, not a curated record. Lineage: Eukaryota; Fungi; Ascomycota; Leotiomycetes; Helotiales; Sclerotiniaceae. The transcript has a single exon.